GACCUUUAUUCUGAAGCUUUGUACCCAACUGCUUAUUUUUUCCUGAUGUCACUCAUUUUAGCUUAAAUGUUUGCAAAAUGAAGUUGAUCAGAGGAAGCAAUAGUUUAAAAAUAAGGUUUAUUAAAACAGGAACAACCACUGACAAAGCUGCAGAAGAAAGAUUUUUACAGUGUAGUUUUCAUUUUAUUAGAUCUUUUGUCAGGAGGUAUGUUGCUCCUAACUACAUCUAUAAAUGCCUUUUGAACCCCAUAUACAAUAGGCUAAGGCUAGCUAAUGCUGAUGUGGUCUUAGCCUUUCAGCUGGAUCAGGUUAGGAAGCAAAUGUUUCUUUGUACUUUGGGUGUUAAGUGGCCCCUUGGUGCAUUUAGCUGGUCAAGAUGCCUCAGCAUUUUCUAAUGCUCUUUAAUAAUGUUAGCUUUAGAUUUGCAUGUGCUUGAACAAGAGGGUUCGUGAGGCUCCCUAAGCAAUUGCUUCCGCUCAUGCUCAUCCCCCUCACAGAAGAAAGCAGAAAGUAGUUUGGGGUAUGAGGAAGGCUCCCCAGCGCUGCAGGGAGAGGCUGCCACGUGCUUGCCUGUUCCUUUGUAGCUUUGACAAGAAAGUCGCGUGUGCCUCACUGCUACCUGUAUGCUGAUCGGCCAGCCCUGUAAAGGCUGCCGGUGGUGUCCUGCAGCACUGAUGCUGGUGAGAGGCACGCCAGGAGCAGCGGCAGCUCGGGCUAUUGCCCGGGACCUGCUGAGGGUGCAUCUGCUCUGGGGAGCUCACGUCCCACACAGCCAGAUGCCGUGUGGAUGAAGCGUAGGUGGCCGUUAAGGCCAGCCACAUGUUUUCAGCAACAGCUUUGGGUCUGGAUUAGUUUUAUAAUCCAUCAUCGUUUUAUUUAAUAGCCUUCAGAGCAGUAUUUUGGAAAGCAUGAUCUGUCUAGCGUGGGCUGAUGACUGCCCUGGUUUUGGUGGAGGGGAUGGGUGCCUUCCUGCAGCACAGCCUGAAGUACUCCACUGUGGGCUCUGGCCAGGUCCAUGAGCCGCUAUCAAAACUAGUUUUCUACCCCCAAAUAUGCACAGUGCAUGGUUAGUCUCUUAUUUCACACGACUAGAACCAUGUUCAUCUCCGCAGGUGACGUUUGUCCUGGUGCAGCCAUGCGGCGAUUUCCUUGAUACCUGACUGGAGAAACUCGGGCUGGUUUCGGAAUAGACUCGGAAACCUUUUGUUGUUGUUGUUGUUUUUUUCUUAGCAGGAACACUUUUUCCUUGGUAUCAUUAUUACUACCUACAAGCCGAAGCGGGGCGGCGGCAAUGGCGGCGGCCGCCUUCCCUCGGCGCCGCCCGGGGGCGGAGCUCGCGCCUUUUGGCGCCAAGCCGGCCCAGCCUCUCGCGCUGCGCGCCGCCCGGCCAUGGCCGCCGCCGCCGUGCCCGGCUACUCGCCCGGCUUCAAGAAGCCGCCGGCGACGCUGCGGCUGAAGCGCAAACGGCUGCGGAGGAGCGACCCCGCCGCGGCCGCCGCUCCCGCUCCCGCUCCCCCGCCCUGCGGCGCGGCCCCGCGGGGCCCCUCCGCGCCCGCCCGCCGCAACCCCUUCUCCAGCCUGGACAACGCGCCGCGGGCGGCCGGCUCCCCUCAGCCGCUGGAGCGGGCCCGGCGGCCGCCGCCGGCGGGCGCGUCCCCCUCAGCAGCGCCCUUCUGGCAGCUUUUAGAGCCCGUUUGUGAAAAUAAGCCUGCCCGGAGAGCAGAGCCGCCUGAAAGAACAAACAUCCUCGCCCUAACUGAGGCUCUUCAUUUACCUGUUGCUGUACCAGAAGUUCCCUCCUUACCAAGCCAUGAAUUUCCUGCAGACUGGAGUAUUAAAACACGACUUCUAUUUAUGUCUUCCAAACCUUUUACCUGGGCAGAGCAUUUAAAAGCACAAGAGGAAGCUCAAGGAUUUGCUCAGCAUUGUAGAGCUACAGAAACAAACUUGCCACAGAGCAUACAGGAACCAAAACUGUCGACAGAACUGCGUUGUGCCUUUCAGCAAAGCCUCGUCUACUGGCUUCACCCUUCACUGCCAUGGCUGCAGCUGUUCCCUCGGAUUGGAGCAGACAGAAGAAUCGUUGGAAAGGCUAGUCCCUGGUCACAGGAUGAAGCCUUGCAACAGGCACUAAUGAGCGACUGGUCCGUCAGCUUUACUUCUCUGUACAAUCUGCUCAAAGCCAAACUCUGUCCCUACUUCUACGUAUGCACCUACCAGUUCACUGUCCUGUUCCGCGCAGCUGGUCUUGCGGGAAGCGAUGUCAUCACAGCUCUAGUUUCUCCCACAACUAGAGGUUUAAGGGAAGCCAUGAGAAAUGAAGGCAUAGAAUUUUCUUUACCUUUGGUAGAAGAAAGUAGAACCAGAAAACAGAACAACUCUGAAGUGAAUUUGGAAACAGAAGUUGCCAACAGCCUCGAAGUGGGCAACAACACGGAAGCUGGAGGGGAACCAGCUCCAAGCGAUGAUGAUGAUGAUGAUGAUGAAAGUUUCUCUUGGCUUGAGGAGAUGGGAGUCCAAGACGAGGUGAAGAAACCAGAUACUAUUUCUAUUAAACUUCGUAAGGAGAAGCACGAGGUACAGAUGGAUCACAAGCCCGAAUCCCUCGCGCUAGUGAAAGGAACAAACACCUUCACCUUGCUGAACUUCUUGAUAAACUGUAAGAGCCUAGUAGCUGUUGCAGGUCCACAAGCCGGGCUUCCACCAACUCUGUUGUCCCCCGUUGCUUUCCGAGGAGGAACAAUGCAGACGCUCAAAGCUCGGAGGAUAAAUGCCAAAGCCAGAGUUCACUCGGCAUACGAGGACAUCUUCAGUCUGGAGAUCGUAGGCCCUGUCAUGCCUCAUGCCCUGCACUCCUUGACCAUGCUGCUGAAGGCCGCGCAGAGGGGAGCGUUCUCUGCUGUACUCUACACGCAUGAGCCAACUGCUGUGUUUAACACUAAUCCUGACAGCUCAAGCCCUGCCUUAAAUAAGGAAACCGUACACAAAGAUCUUGCAACGUGUGGACUGCAUCCUAAGACUUUGGAACAACUGAGCCAGUGUCCAACAUUGGGAAAAGCUUCCAUCCGGUUUCUGGAAAUGAAGGAUUAUGCUUAUACCUGGAAGUCCUAGGUUUCAUUUACUGGAAAAGAACACUCUUUUCCAGUGUGCAGUUGCUGUACUUCAUUUGGGUCUCCAGGGGCAGCACCUACGCGGUACCGGAGGGAUGUAAUCUAGUUGAACAUCACAGACAACAGCUAUUGCACAUCACCCAUCAUAAAACACUUCAAAGGAUUUUUGAUGGAAAUUAAGGAAGAGCUUCUUUAUAUUUUAGAAAGCCUUUUUAAAAUAAAACUCGAUAAAACAUUA
Tyto alba (common barn owl) is the source of this 3348-nucleotide messenger RNA. RefSeq names its product DNA replication fork stabilization factor DONSON (gene DONSON). Gene Ontology annotation, cellular component: nucleus. Lineage: Eukaryota; Metazoa; Chordata; Aves; Strigiformes; Tytonidae. The coding region runs from base 1390 to 3111 and encodes 573 amino acids. The transcript is spliced from 10 exons. The record is from RefSeq and is a predicted model, not a curated record. Gene Ontology annotation, biological process: nuclear DNA replication.